AUGCCUUCAGACAAAAUCGACAAAAAGCGCAAGCGGCACUCAGACCGCCACGAGCGUCCAAGCAAAAAACCUGCUCUCGAACUGCAGAAUCUGCCUCCGCUAUCCGCCAGCUUGAUCGAGGAUAAUAGCGAAUUGGCUCCUGUUAUUGUGACAACGCCCGGUGUCAACCAACCCCGAAGCAUCAACCUCCAACCGUACCUCAAACCGCGCGCAAACACUUCUUCCACCUCUUUCUCCACGCGCAACAAGGGAAUUGUCUCGUCUGAGAUUCUGCUGCAAUCGUCCGAGCAUCCCAAGCUUGACUUUGUGGGACGGGAAGCGAACGAUGAUGCGGACUCGCAGUUGAAGCAUUACAUUGCGGUGAUUGACCCGGAGAAGAAGACAUGGCAGUUUGUCGAGGCGCGCAAGGUCACCCUGCGGGGUGCUGUGAGGAAGAUGAAGCCUCUUGAGGAUGAGGAAAGCAGUGAGGAUGAAGAGAUGGUAACCUCCCUCCCGACUCUAUCCCUAGAAAUGCAGAUGCUAAUUGUGCAGCAAACAAUGCGCGCCCAAAAAACCGCCCUCACCCACGCUUUCGGUACGAAACAAUCCAAGAAAGUCGUCCAGUCCAUGGCCGAAAACGCCCAACUCUCCAAUGCCCCCGCCGGCGCUGCCAAUGCCGCCGAAUCUGCCCUCCUCUCGUCCAUGCCUGCCGACUCCGCUACGGACAUGGCCUCCAAGACCGCCGCCGUGCAGGCGCAGGUGCAGGCCGCAAAGCCUCUUCCUCAGGCAAACCUGGCUGCUACGCAUCCCGCGGAUGUGUAUCCGGUGGACGUGCUGGUUCCCAAUGGCUCCUCGACACUGCGACAAUUGCCCGGUGUCAAAGAGUGGACGGAGACCGUGGGCUCCGGGCUCGCAGUUACAACGACCUCACGAUACGUCUCGCGCCGCGUCGAAGCAGUCGUCAAAUCGGGAAACACUACACAAAUCCAAAUCCUCCGCUUUAUCCUCCUCCUCCUCGAAUUUGCCCGCUCCCUCCGCCCCGGCGGCCGUGACGCAGGACCAGGAAGCAAACGCCUCCCACCCCGCGACGACCUCCGCCGUGUCCUCUCCUCCUCCUCGGGCUCAAUCUCUGCAAAGAACACCCUCGCGUCCGCACCUACGUCUACAGAGAACACCCUCCCGGACCCCGUCAUCGACGCGAUCCGCCGCCGCUUCGCCCCGCAGGGCUCGCACCUCUCCAAAAACGACAUCACCCUCCUGCACACCACCAUCUGCGCAUUGUCGCUGCACAUCCCCCCGCAGCCAGCCAAGGACGGCGGCUCCAGCACACAGGGCGGGAACUCGGCCAACGAACUCGCUACAGACCCCUCAGAUCUGCGCGAUGAUCUUAGACUGGAUAAUACGGUUGUCACGCAAUAUUUCCGCGAGUUGGGAUGUCGGGUUGACAAGCCGCGCGAGACGGAGUUUGCGAAGUGGGGGAUUAAGGGUGGGAAGGCUGAGGCUGCUGCUAGGCGUGUGGCUAGGUUGAAGGUUCCCGUGGAGUUUCCGAAGGUUAGUCGCGGUGGGAGGAAGUAA
This is a messenger RNA of Aspergillus chevalieri, 1554 nucleotides long. It is a transcript of the gene RPA49, whose product is annotated as DNA-directed RNA polymerase I subunit RPA49. Gene Ontology annotation, biological process: nucleolar large rRNA transcription by RNA polymerase I; RNA polymerase I preinitiation complex assembly; transcription elongation by RNA polymerase I. The transcript has 2 exons. The record is from RefSeq and is a predicted model, not a curated record. Gene Ontology annotation, cellular component: RNA polymerase I complex. NCBI's taxonomy places the organism in Eukaryota, Fungi, Ascomycota, Eurotiomycetes, Eurotiales, Aspergillaceae. Gene Ontology annotation, molecular function: DNA binding. Bases 1 to 1554 code for a protein of 517 amino acids.